GGAGCGAGCAGGAAGGCAAGAGACAGAGCGAACCGAAACGGGCAGCGCAGAGCACACACCACAGCGCACAGUGAAGUGUGAAGAAGCAGUGAAAAAGAAACACCUCACCCGUGUCGUGCGCGUAGGUCGUGUUUCGUUUCGUAGUUUUUUUCCUGAAACAAUCGCUGAAUUUUCAAAGGCUUCCUUAGUUUUUUCGUGACCUCGCCGCGCGGACCACGGGGAACGUGCGUCAACCUAGCCAAAGCACAGCGCACCAACCAUCUGGGUAAGGUGUUGUGUGUGUGUGUGUUUCCGUCAGCACUUCCACGUUUUUGUGGCCGUUCUGCUUGGUGCCGUUCCUGUUCCUGUUCCGUGCCCCGCACACACGCGCGCGCGUCUCCCAUUCCGCCCCUGCCAAGUGUCUGCGUGUGUGUGUGAGAGUGUGUGCGUCACAACCGUGUCCCACAUGGACUCCGGAGUCGGCCAACUCGAUGCUACCAUCUCGAAUCGGUAGUCAAACGUGAGUUUCUUGCAUUUAUAAAAAAAAAUCGAAUCUUUUUCCCCCCUGGUUCCAUCUUGCAUCGCGCUGCUGCUUGUGGGGGAAUGUGUGUGUGUGUGGCUCCAGGGUAAAAAGGGUUGUUGCGUGUGCGUGUGCGAAGACGAUGACGGAGAGAGGGAGUUGUGUGGAUGUGCAUGAGUGUGUGUGAGUGUGGUUUGCAUAUUGAACGGCAGCAGGAGCCAUGGUGCGAGAGCUUGAAGUAUAUGAAGCAAAUGCGGGUGACCUUUCUGGUGCGUAAUUUGAAGCAUCUUGUGGCCAAAUUUCCACCCAUUGUGCCGUAAUGCGUCCGCUUUAGGUCAUCACUGGCGCCACUGGAAGUCCUUCAAACGCUGUGGCAGAGUCCGAGCAGCCAUCAUUGGCUCUGUGUGUGCGGCUGCCUGCUGCGACGCAAAGUGCACACCCAUACAGCGACAAUCGGCCGCCAUCAUCGCAUGGAAGUUAAUUUCGGGUUGUGUCUCGCGGUCAGGUUUAAUAAAUGCUCCGCUCUGCCAUCGAAUGUGUGCGCUUGAUUUAAAGCAGGUUAGGAACAGUGUGUUUGGGUGUGUGGAGUGUGUAUGAGCGUGUGCGUGCACAGUAAAAGCCAGCAAAAGAGUGACGAGGGGGCUGUUAAAAGGAGCAAUUUUUGACACAACAAAGGAAGUUCUCGGCUGGUCUGGAUUAAACGUAGCCCCGUAGACGUGGUCCGUGCGUCUGUGUUGGUUGAUGUAGAGGAAGAGAGAAGGAAGGGAGAUGGGGCACAUCAUAAAGUGUAAAAUACGCAAUCAGCCUGGUCAGUAGUGUGCGUGUGUUACGGAACGCAAGGCUUUUACAUGCGUACACAAACACACACACACACACACACACACACACACACACACACACACACACACACACACACACACACACACACACACACACACACAUACAAAUGCACACAGUCGCAGUCGGGUGGCAGUGCUGCCUGCCCUGAAUUACAUAUGCGCGCUGACUGCUGCAGUGCUGCCAGCAAUACACUUUGUUUCGAAUCUGUCACUGAACGUUGUCAAACGCGAGAUAGGAUACGUGUUUGUGUGUGUGUUAUUAGAAGAACAAAAAGCAACGUUAGAAAAGGAAGCAAAUAUAUGCCCUGCGGGUGCGUAUGUGUGUACCGUUUGUGAGAGGAAAAGAGACAGAAGAGUGUAGCAACGCACACACACACACACGUUCACGCAACACACUCGCAUAACCCUGGGCGCCUGCAAGCGUGUGUGCGUGCGAAGUGUAGCAGUGUACGUGCAGGAAGCGACCGAAUAGAACGACGGAGCGCCGCCAGGUAGCGCGAGCGCUGACCAAGAACUGACCCCAACACGACGGCAGAAGGCAGGCAGGCAGUCAUAUCAUUGUAUUGCACACGACCGAGCGCACACGUUUUCUGUCCCGAGGAACCAUUUCCCAAGUCGUCUCCUCUGUCGCUUAUCUCUGUGUGCCCUUUAUUGUUGUGUUGUGCUUCAUUGUGCAGUGCUGUGCGUGCCUUCCCGCUGCCUGUGUAGAGCAGGGCCAAAGAUGGUGGCGGCGGCCACCCUUGUGUGUCGAAGUCGUAGUCGUUGCUGGUGACGACAGAGUGUAGUAGGCGGCGCUGUGGUGUGGCGUGAACCGUCCAUUUUGUCCGUGAGACAAACGGCAGGGCAGCAGCAGCAGCAGCAGGAUCAUCCGCUCCGGAGCAGUCAAAAGAGCGGCAACGACGACGGGGCGAUCGCGAGUGGCAGGUGGAGGUGCGCAGAAGAGGAAGACUAAAUCGUAACAGCCCAGCAAGGAGGACGAAAAGCACGUGGCCGCGUGAACUAAAGCUUGGCUAAAGCACUCACACACAUCCCGCUAACACCAGAGUCGUCCACUGACGCCACUGCAACCACACAGACACCACCAGUCAUGGAGCUGCGCGUUGGCAACAAGUACCGGCUCGGGCGGAAGAUCGGUUCCGGCUCGUUCGGGGACAUCUAUCUCGGCACGAACAUCUCCACCGGCGAGGAGGUCGCGAUCAAGCUCGAAUGCAUCAAGACAAAGCACCCGCAGCUGCACAUCGAGAGCAAGUUCUACAAAAUGCUCCAGGGCGCGGUCGGCAUCCCGACGAUCAAGUGGUGCGGCUCGGAGGGCGACUACAACGUGAUGGUGAUGGAGCUGCUCGGCCCGUCGCUCGAGGAUCUGUUUAACUUUUGCUCGCGCCGCUUCACGCUCAAGACGGUGCUGCUGCUCGCCGACCAGAUGAUCUCGCGCAUCGACUUCAUCCACUCGCGCAGCUUCAUCCACCGGGACAUCAAGCCGGACAACUUCCUGAUGGGGCUCGGCAAGAAGGGCAACCUGGUGUACAUCAUCGACUUCGGGCUGGCGAAAAAGUACAAGGACUCGCGCAGCAUGUCCCACAUCCCGUACCGGGAAAACAAAAACCUCACCGGCACGGCCCGGUACGCCUCGAUCAACACGCACCUGGGCAUCGAGCAGUCGCGCCGGGACGAUCUCGAGUCGCUCGGGUACGUGCUGAUGUACUUCAACCUCGGCACGCUGCCCUGGCAGGGGCUGAAGGCGGCCAACAAGCGCCAGAAAUACGAGCGGAUCUCGGAGAAGAAGCUGUCCACGCCGGUCGAGGAGCUGUGCAAGGGGUACCCGCGCGAGUUCAGCCUCUAUCUCGCGUACUGCCGCCACAUGGACUUCAUCCAGCGGCCGGACUACUGCUAUCUGCGCAAGCUGUUCCGCACGCUCUUCCACCGGCAGGGCUUCGUGUACGAUUACGUGUUCGACUGGAAUAUGCUCAAGUUCGGGCGGCCGAACCUGAACGCGUUCACCAGCAUGAAGCGUGGCCAGAGCCGGACACCCAGUGCCACCCAGAACGAGCAGCAGCAGCAGCAACAGCAGCAGCAGCAGGUGCAACAGCAGCAGCAGGUGCAGCAGGUGCAGCAGCAGCAGCAACAGAAGCAAAUCGCCAACACCACCUCGGUAACGACGCCGUCCAAAGUGGCCGGUGGCGGCGGCGGUGUGGUAGUAGCCGGCGGCGUCAACAGCGUCAACAAUGCCAACAACAGCAGCAGCGUCGGUACCGCGCUCGUCGGCAGCCACGCGACCUCGGGCGGCGGCGUGGUCGGUGGCAACAGUGCGGCGACAGCGGCGGCCGUAGCGGCUGCCGCCGCCGCCGACAAGAACAAGGAAAUGUCGCCCCAGACGCGCCACCUGCUGCAGCAUUUCAUACGGACGGAGCUACAGAAGGGCCAGCCGCCGGGCGGGGCGGGUGGAAGCGUGCAGCAGCAGCAGCAACCGGGCGGCAUGGUGAUGGGCGGUGGGCCACAAACGCUCGGCGGCCAGCCGUCGGCACACAGUAACAACAUCAACAACAACAGUGGCGUCGGGGGCGGCGACCCGAGCGUGGAUGCGGCGGUAGUGGCAGCUUCCUUCUCGCGGCACGAAACGCCCGAGCGCCGCUCCUCGAUUCGUCUGCGCGGGCAAAAUCUGGACGCACGGAAUGCGGAAUAAUAUUAAAUGUUUCUCUAAUUUGUUUACUUCCAUCCCGCGCGCGCGCACACACACACCCACACUGUGUCGAUGUUCAAACUCGACACGCUCUGGACAAACACACACAGAGGAAUACACACGUUCUAAAGAAGAGAGUAGAAAUCUGUUCGAAAUAGUUUUUGGUGAUGUUUUUCUACAAAAAAAUCAAUUGCUUUUUGAGUUUUUGAAUUUUGUUCUCUCCAUUGCUCCGUUGGGUCAUCAGCAUCUAUCUCCCGAACAAAGUAUCCCUAUAAAAUGUUAGGUCAAAAAAAAAAAAAAAACAAUGGUCCAUUUCUCCAAACAGAUUCCAAACAAAUUUACAUCAUAGUAGGUAUCGAAUCAGAGACAACUCUCAAAACCAAUCACCUAGGUAACCAGUUAAACGCGCAAGCAAAGGAGAUAAACAGACGAGCUGUGGCUGCUUCAAAUGUGGGGUGGGGGAUAACAAGCGAACACACAAUUAGUGAUUGUGGAAUUAAGGAUGAUACCGCGUUUGGUACGAUAUUUGGCAUCUAUGGAUCAGUAGGGCUAGGACGUAAAAAACCGUUUUGCUCACCGCUUAGAAGCUCUCGCGCGUGUGUUGCUGUGAGCUGCGUGCGUGCGUUCGUGCGUGUAUGAUAGGAAGAGGAAACAUGAUGUGUAAGUAGCGCGCAUACGACUACGCUACAUGCCUAGCAAAACUAGUAAAACAAAGUAGAGAAAAGGGAAGUAAAAACGCGGCACACAUAAGUAGAGAGAGGUUGAUUUGCAAGAGAAUUAACGCUCGCGCGCCAGGACAAAGUCACUGUUCUUUAUUUUAAAGGCAUGUCGACUGAUAAUCCGAUCCCCCUCCAUAAACGUUUUGGAGUUACACACAAACAAACAAACAAACACACAAACACACAACCACACAGUUAAAGAGCAACACAGUGCUCUACUACCGCGCAAGGAUUAGAGGAGGAAAUCGCAUAGAAAAAAGGGGAAAAUCAAUCAAAUUAUGUGAACUUUUUCCUAGGUCAUACUCGCUUGUAUGUUGUUAUUUUAUUGUUUUCUUAUGUUUCGGUAAACUCAUUGUGAAGAGAGAGAGCGAGAGAGAAGAAAAAAAAACCAAUGCCUGUGCACGCUUCUGUUGAUUAUUUCCUUUACGUUUCCGCAUUGCCCAUACAUGAUCUUGUGCUGUCUUUUUGUAUCCUUCUAGCGUGUUCCUUCAGGUAGAGUUGUGUGCACGCGAUCAAUUUGCGUCACGCUCACUUGAUCAUUUACCGUCAGGCAGGAACCGGACGGACAAAACGCGCGAUCCUUUUUUCGUUUUUUGUCUCAGGAUUAAGUGCGCGCUUCGUUGUAGGUUUAUUAUUUGUUUGUUUUUUUUUUUUCAUGUGAUUGCAAUGAUCAAGACGUUGCCACUGUUAAGAAGCGCAUUUUUUUUUGCGAAGUUUGCUAAUGAAGAGCUUUCACUCCAUCUCCACCCACCCCCAAAUCACACAUACACACGCGCAUCGUCGACCAAUGCCAAUGAGUGGACACUAGAGAGAGAGAGAGAGAGAGAGAUGAAACGAAGAGAAGGGCCAGACAAGAGAAAAGAGACGGCAUAGAUAGUUGUGUAUAAAAGCAAGGGCGGGCCGAUGACGAUGGGAGCAAAGGAUAAUAGUAAUGUUUAAAUGAAUUUAGCCAGCCAAUCCUGCAAGGAAGAAGGUAGUUGGCAACAACGUGGCAUUACUGAUGUAAAAAAAAGAAACCCCCCGGUGGAGAGGAUAUUUAGGCUAGGGAAAACAAUAUGUGUUGUGGGAAGAAAAGUAAUCUUUUGGGGUGUGAGUGUGGUGUGUCCAAUCGCCCCACGAAGAGCAGCUCAGUAUGUGGCAAUGUAGCAGGGGAGAGCGAGCAAAAAAGAAGACGCCGUUAAUGUGACAAGUGAUAGUGAAAAAUAUGAGGUGUGUUUGUGUGUCUGUGUACUACUACUACUACUACUAGUGCUCUAGCUCUAGCUGCUGCGCCUGAUGACUAUUAAGAAGAAGAAAAAAAAGGAAAACAAAAGCUUUCUCUCUGUUCUCUCGAAAGUAAGUCUGUAAACAUUUGAAUGGGGAUGGGUGGAGGAGAAGACGGAGAAGAAAGGAUAUAUGGAGAGUGUUCAGUGUGGUGAAGGUUUAGCUAACUUUGACUGCGACACAGCCGUGCAAGCACAGCAGGACAGGAAGAAGAGAUAGGUGUGUUGCUGUAUGUGUUAGACUUAUAAAUAGGCAAAAGAAUGCAAUGGAUAUAGGAAGUGAAGCCCACACCACGUGGUACGGUGGAUUUAGAAUAUUAAAGUACACGUGAAAGAUGAUACACAACAACAACACACUUAUACACGUUGGGAAGAGUGAAGAAGCUGCUUGAAUAUGCGAUCCCACAUUUCGUCUUGCAUCAUCUAACGUAUGAUCCAGUUUAGCGUGUUAUUGUGACUAUAUACUAAACCAGAAACUAAACACAAAACAAACCAUCAAAUGAAAAAAAACAACUAAACAUACAACUAUACAACCUUUACACAGCCAGCGGCAGUAAGAGCCCGAAAUAGAAGCAAACUCAAACUCAAACUAACUUAAUCGUCAUCAUCCCCGGCUGUAGCGGUUUAAUACUAGGAACAGUACUGAAUAUCUACACCUACUAACGAAGCAGAGUGGAAGAGGGAUAAGAAAAACCACUUCCCACGCGUACAGCAACAAAAACAAGUAACAACAACAAGAUAACAAUUUACAGAAGUAAAAAAAAAAACACACACACACAACUUAUACAUUAUAUAUACAUGUGUAUGUAGGUGUAAGGCAUAACAGAAGCAGAAGGUGUAGAAGCAUAAAUAGUGCAACGAAAAUGAAUUACUAGCAGAAGAAGAAAUUUAACUGUUUUUUGGGGGCGAGUGGGGAUGAAAAAAAGCAUCGAUCCUACAAACAUAAACCCCCGAGGCAGCCCCCCGGCAUAGUAAAAACGCAAGAAAAAAAAACACAUUAAACAAAAACCACUCGAUAAUCCCCUUCGGUGUGGUUUACAUUACGGUUACUUUAAGUUUAAUAAGUAGACCAAGGAGAAGAAAACAAAACGGAAAUCGAGAAAUAUGAUAAACAGGAUGCUUUUUUGUGUGUAUGUGUUUGAAAAACAAACACUAAACGGUGGAAGCAAGCUAAGUAUGACGACUGCAAACACACACACACACACAUGAUGUUGGUGGCGAAAAACAGAAAAUAUUGGGUUUAGAUUAAGGUGUGAUAAUGGAAGGAUGGCAAGGAAAUGAAAGGAAGCGAUGUGAAGAAAGCUAAAAGGAACGUUAGUAUAGCGCCACACACCUGUACGGCGAAGAAACACGCUGAAACAACUGAAAAGAGAGAGAGAGAGAAACGAGAAGGGAAAGGAGAGGGAAAAACAUAACGAAACACACACACACACUCUCUCUCUCUCCUUCAAUCAACAGCUGCAUACAAUACACAAUACAUAAAUUACAGCAUAAAUAGUACGAUCGGGAUCGGGUGCCUGUGCAAUUGAUGGGUUUUCUGCAUGCGUGCGUGACGAAUGAAUGUGGUUUACCGUAUAUAAUUAAUAGCAUUACAAAACAAUGGCGCCAGGACAGUGGCGCGUGUGAGUGGACAAGGAAGAGAACGUAAGAAAUGAAGGAAAGGUUGUUGCGCUGCCCACCACACGUGUGUUGUUGGGCGCGGGAAAGGGUUCAGAUGGCUGAGUUCGUGUGUUGGAAAGGACGGAAACGAAAGGAGAAAAGAAGGACAAGAAAAGGAAGUAAUGACAUUUAAGAAUAUUUAGUAAUUAGUAACCAUCGUAAAGUGAAGGAGAAGAAAACACACAUUACAAAACAAGAGAAACAAACAAACAAUAUACAUAAACACUAAAAAAAAAACUAGAAGUGGAUAGAGGAAAACAAAAACACACUACUGAUAAAAAGAAAUGAAAAAGAAAGUAAAGUAAAACGGAAUGUGUGUUGCACUUUAAUGUGCAAAUGGUAAUAGCAAAACAAUUACAGCAGCUACAAAACAAACAAACAAACAAACAAAAAAAAAUGAUAAGGAUCGAAUACGUACACAGAAGAAGGAAGCGAGCGGCUCAAAAACCCGCUCAACUCCGUGGCUUGGAAUGAGAUGAUAAAUGGAGAAAGAGUAGAGAGAGUAGUAACGCUUGCUUGCAGGCAGGAGAGGCAACAUAUACAGACUCAUAUACAUUACCCUUUAUCGAGAUGGAUCGGCAUCCAAGCCCGCGGAAUGGGAGAAGAUAAGGAGAGCGGGCGUGUUGUGGGUUGACAACAAUGGGACAACAACCGCGCACCACACACUCUCCUGAUCUUCAACAACGACCCGGACGCGGCUUGGAAAGGAAUGGGACACACUACCAGCAGAUGCAGAUGGGAAAACAGAAUGAAGUUUCGCUAUAACGAUUGAAGAGAAUAAAUCAUGUAAAACCGA
This is a messenger RNA of Anopheles gambiae (African malaria mosquito), 8451 nucleotides long. Its product is annotated as casein kinase I-like. Lineage: Eukaryota; Metazoa; Arthropoda; Insecta; Diptera; Culicidae. Gene Ontology annotation, cellular component: nucleus; cytoplasm. Gene Ontology annotation, biological process: endocytosis; peptidyl-serine phosphorylation; signal transduction. The coding region runs from base 2426 to 4018 and encodes 530 amino acids. The record is from RefSeq and is a predicted model, not a curated record. Gene Ontology annotation, molecular function: protein serine/threonine kinase activity; ATP binding. The transcript is spliced from 2 exons.